Molecule: messenger RNA, 3012 nt
Organism: Grosmannia clavigera kw1407
Lineage: Eukaryota; Fungi; Ascomycota; Sordariomycetes; Ophiostomatales; Ophiostomataceae
Product: carbohydrate esterase family 9 protein
Exons: 2
Coding region: 1-3012 (1003 amino acids)
Molecular function (GO): hydrolase activity, acting on carbon-nitrogen (but not peptide) bonds
Source: RefSeq, a predicted model, not a curated record
AUGGACAGCAUAGUCGGAAAGCCUAAAGUCUGGCUGCAGCGGCAGCCACGCCAGCGACGGAUUGCAAUGGCACUUGUGCGGCUGGAGAGCCGAUUUCUGUGGACGUGCCUGUUGGCCGGAGCAACGACACUGCUUCUAGCGAGCCAGUGGCUGACGCUGCCGAUCGGGACAUCUCGCCAUGAUGGCAGCGCACCAGUGGCCGGACAGCUGCCCAUCUCGCCCGAGGAGCUGGCAUACGGGCUGGCGCAGUGCGAGCGCAACGGGCAGCGACCGGUAGUGGACUACGGGUUGGCGGAAGCUCGGCUGGCGCAGCUGCAGCCAGGAAAGCGCACGGUUCUGCGCAAUGCCACGCUGCUAGACGGAGACGGGACGGAGACGGCGGGCGUGACGAUCACGAUGCAAGGAAGCCUGAUUGUGUCCGUGCGGCCGACGAGCGAGGCCGACGAAGAUAUUGACACAGAGGCAGACACGAUCGUUCAGCUGGAUGGCCGCAUCGUCACGCCUGGACUGGUGGACGCGCACUCGCACGCGGGCGUGCGCGAGACGCCGCAGCUGUGGUCGACGGAGGACGUGACAGAAAUCUCAUCGGCAGCGACGCCAUGGGCGCGAGCGAUUGACGGUCUGAAGCCGCAGGACCAGGCGCUUGGCGUGGUGGCCAGCGGUGGCGUGACGACAUCGCUGGUCCUGACGGGGGCCAAGAACUUGAUCUCAGGCGAGGGCGUGGUGAUUAAGAUGAAGGGCGGGGCGGCAUCGGUGCGCGAGAUGCUUGUGGAGGACGUGGCCGGCAGCGGUGUCGGCGGCUGGCAGCCGGCCAACAGCUCGCUGGCCAAGCCACAACGCUAUCUCAAGAUGGCCAUGGGCGAGAACCAGAAGCGGCAGUUCCAGGGGCAGCCGGGCGGGCCUUCGACCCGGCUGGGCUCGUCUUUCUGGGUGCGCCGGGUGUUUGAAGAGGCCCGGACGUUGAUGCAGGAGCAGGACCGCUGGUGCAGAGCGUAUGGAAGUGAGGCUGGUGAUCGUUCGGGUGACGAUCUCAGCCACAUGCACAGCCACACUCUCGACCACACCUCCCACACAGCCACCCACACGCCUACACGCCCCUACCCUUCGUCGAUCGAGCGUCAGACGUUGGUGGACGUGCUGCGCGGUGACAUCCGCGUGAACGCCCACGGCUACGAGACCGAGGACCUGCUCGCCACGUUGGACCACGCGGACGAGUUCGGCUUUGGCCUGACGGCCUGGCACCACGCCCUACACGCGGACGUGGUGCUGGACGAGCUGCGGCGCCGUGACAUCGCCCUGGUCGCCUUUAGCGAUUCCUGGGGCGACAAGAAGGAGCUGUACCGCGUCAGCUCGCGCUUCCCGGCACGCGUGGUUGCGGCCGGCGGUGUGCCCCUGGCCCUCACGCGUGACCAUCCGGCACUCCACGGCCAGUUUCUGCUGUACGAGGCACAGAUUGCCCACCACUUUGGCCUGGACGGUACACAUGCUCUAGCCGCCAUCAUGGCCGUGCCAGCACGUCUGCUGGGCCUGGAUCACCGCGUCGGCCACGUGCGGCCCGGCUACGAUGCUGACGUGGUCGUCUGGGAUCGCCACCCGCUUCGUGUCGGCGCUGCGCCGUUGCAAGUGUUUAUCGACGGCCGCUCGGCUGUGCGGGCGAGCGAUUCACUUUGGACGGAGUCACUUUCAUAUGUCGGCAGUGCUCCGGGGAGCCGGAAGGAGGUGGAGGUGGAAGUGAACGAGCUGAACGACAUCCAUGAUACCCAGAACAUCCAGGACACGCACAACACCCCGCUGCCUCAUCUAAAUAGCCUAAGUCAGAUGCCUCUUAGCUCUCCCCAUCUCAUCAUCCACGGCAUCUCGACUAGCUUCCUCGCCGCCGACGGAAACCGCUUGCCAACUCCCCUCUCCGGCUCCAACCUGACGGCUGUCAUCCGCGAUGGUCGUCUCGUCUGCAUCGGCGACUCUGCUGUGUGUUUCGAGUCUAUUCAAGCCCUCCACACCCUGAAUGCCCCCCUCGUUCAUGUUCACGAUGGUUACCUGCUUCCCGGCCUCACUAUCCUGACCAAGCACCAUGGCCUCGUCGAGAUGGUCCAGGAGCCUUCCACGACCGACGGUCAUGCCACCGGUGACAACUGGGACGCCGCCCACCACCCGCCCGAGACCCGCCAUGGGCUCAAGUUUGACGGUCUCCAUCUCGGCCGUGCCCAUCGCGCCGGCAUCACCCGCAUCGUCACCCCGCCGCUCUCACACGGCUUCUUCCACGGCAUCAGUGCCCGCUUCCGCCCCGGCGCCACCAGUGUGCUCGAUGAUAACGCUGUAUCAGACUCGCAGGUCGCCCUGCACUUUACCAUUGGUCAUGAGGGAAAGAGCCCCCGGACGCCCUCCAUCUCUGCGCAGAUCGGCACUUUGCACGACCUUCUGGUCCAGCCGGAUUCCGUGGGCGCCCACCCGGUGUUUGCGCGGGCUGCACGCGGCGAGCUGCCGGUGGUCGUGCACACGCAGAACAAGGAUGUGAUCGGCCACGCGGUGGCUCUGCAGCGCGCCGUGCCGGCUGCCCGCAUCGUCAUCGCCGGCGGCGCUGAGGCGCACCUGCUGGCAGCCGAGCUGGCGGCAGCACGCGUGCCGGUGCUAGUGGCACCUUUCUGGGGCUGCGAGCCGCUCGGCUGGGACGCCCGGCACUGCCUGCCGGGGCCGCCGCUGGUCGACCGCUGGGGCCCGCAGGUGCUGCUCGAUGCAGGCGUCAUCGUCGGCAUCGCCAGCUGGGAUGACGCGAACAACCACGUGCGCAACAGCCUCUGGGAGGCCGGCUGGCUCGCUAGCCCCUACCACAACCUCUCCGUCGCCGUCGACCUGUUGUCGCGCAACGUCGAGAUCGCCCUCGGCCUCCCUCCCUCGGCCGACCUGCUGCUCUACGAGAGCAACCCGUUCGAGUUUGGUGCUCGCGUCGCCCUCACCGUCGAGGCUGGCCGCGUCCGUACCUUCUUCCCCGACCCCGACGGCGACGAUGAGUAA